CUUCGUGUCCGCAAGAGGGGGGGGAGGGGAGCUUCCACUGGAUUUGGGGUUCGGAUUUUGCCACAGAAAUUACGAACCCGUCGAUGGCCUUGGAGUCAGUACCGCGGCGAAUUUCGAACUGGACGGACUGUGUUGAGUUUGAUGGUGAUCUGGAUAUUUCUUUUUGACAUUAUUUGUGUGAAAAUUACUCGAAGUUGAAGUUUCAAUUGAUUUUACGUUGAGUUUUUCGCUCGGGAGUUGUGCUGCUCGUGAAAUUGGAAAAAUCCGAAGCAUUUGGUGGAGUCUGACACUGUUACGAGAUUCAUUUGCCAAGUAAUUAGUGAACUAUUAGAAGAAGAAUUGUUGAGUCUCACAAUCUGCAGUGGUAACAACCUCCCUCAGUGUCGACCACGUUGCUAUUGUAAAGUUCUGAGAUGUUACAAGCUCAUCCAGCAGCUAUGUGAAUCAUCGGCUUUGUGCAUUGUGCCUGUACACUAUUGUGUACGAACGCUGUUAUUAGUUAAAAGGAAUAAUCUACACGAUUUGUUGUGAGCUUACACGAAAGUACAUCUAACUACCGCUAAGCUCGGUGGUGAUCUAACUAGCUAUGAGGACUUUGAGAGGUGCAGGCGUCUCAAGAUUGGACUAUGUUGUUCCAGCGGCAGUAUUACUCAUCACCCUCGCCGGAGUUCACUGUAUGGUGCCUGACCUGAGGCAGUUGGAGGAAUUACCUGAAAACUACCGUCCAAAACCCAUCUCAUCAAACCCCUCUCAACCGUAUCCAUUAGAGCCAAAGUUUCCCUACCAAAGCAAUGACACCUCGGUCAACAUCCAGCACGUGGCCGCCAGUGGCUUCUCGCCGGCCCAUCUGACGCUGGACGAGCGGAUCGAGCUGGAGAAGAACACAUGGCACUGGUAUCCGUACCAGCGCAUCAACUACAAAGUACUCGAGGAUGGCCGCAAGGUGGAACUGUUUUGCGAGGGGGGCUCCGCCAUGGACGACCUUCCGGAUGAUGUUUUCACUCAGGAGCAACGGUUGCAAGGUGCAAUAGUACUUCACUUUAUUGGCGCAAUCUACUUCUUCACAAUCCUGGCCUAUGUCGUCGGAGAAUACUUCCUGCCAGCGGUGGAAUGCAUCUGCGAGGAUUUGAAGCUGACUCAGGAUGUGGCGGCGGCCACGUUUAUGGCGAUUGCCGGAACCACGCCGGAGUUCUUCACCAACACGAUCAGCACCUUCGUGGCGGAGUCGGAAAUGGGCAUCGGAACCAUCAUGGGUUCGCUGCUGUUCAACACGCUGGGUGUGGCCGCCGUGGCCGGACUGGCAACGCGGAAGCCGGUUCAACUCGACUGGUGGCCCAUAACGCGUGACUCGAUUGUGUUCGCCAUCCACGUGGCGAUCCUGAUUGGAUUUGCCUGGGAUGGGCGCAUCCACUGGUACGAGUCGAUCGUGAUCAUGGUUCUGCUGGUCAACUACUUCGUAGUGAUGUUCCAGAACAAACGAAUCAUGAAGUUUGCCAAGAAGUACAUCGAGGUCAAGUGGAACCUGUGUGGCCGGGUUAUCCGGAGUAUCGAAGCCGAUGAACAGGCUGAGGCGGAAGAAGCCACAGCUAAGGCUGCUGAACAGGGACAGAGUCCCCAGAAGCUGCAGAUCCCGACGGUGGCACAGCGAAUUCAGCAGCGUCCCAGCAUUCGGCUGUCCACGGCAUCGAUCUUGUCCGACCAGAUGGCGGAGAAGCCAUUGAAGGUGGGCGAGUUGCAAAUUCCAUCCCGUCACGUCCUCCCCGAUCCCGACGACCAUCCGGACAUGACACUAUGGAGAAUUUCGAACGAAACCUGGCUUCGUCUGUUCUGGUGGUUCUACAGUUGGCCGAUCCGCUUCGUGUUGACCUUUACGAUUCCGAAUCCGCUCAUCAUGCGCCGCUGGUACCCGCUGACCUUCAUCAUGUGCAUAAUCUUCAUCGGGUUGACCUCGUUCCUGGUGUUCUGGAUGGUCGCCAUCAUUGGGUUCACGUUCGGCAUUCCGGACACAAUCAUGGGGCUGACCUUCCUCGCGAUGGGCGGUUGCAUGCCGGAGGCCAUCGCGGCCGUGCUGGUCAUCCGGACGGGUAACGGAGCGAUGGGAGUGUCGAACGCCCUCGGGGCCAACUCGCUCUCGAUCCUAUUUUCCCUAGGUCUACCGUGGUUCAUCCGGACGAUGGCGGACGGGGCCAGUUCGAACAACUCGUACGUCAUAAUCGCCUCGUACGGGAUGCAGUACUCGAUAGUGGCCCUCUUGUUCGCCAUCGCCGCGCUGUACAUCGCGGUGUACGUGGCCAAGUUCAAGCUGCGAAAGCGUCUCGGACUGGUGCUGUUUGCCUGCUACGGCGUCCUGGUGACGUUCAUGCUGUUGAAUGAGCUGGACAUCUUCUUCUCAUCUGGAAACAAAUGUUGAUUGAAGGCAAAAAUGUCCAAAACCGACCGUGUCGAAUAUGACUUUGUAGUUGAUUAGUUUGCUAUCUUUAUUGCUCUGUCCUAUUUAGUGAUUAGUGUUAGUAGUAGUAGCCAGUAAGAAUAAACGAUACUCGACUCUCGAAUAGAAGGUCCGAGAGAUCCUGUUACAGUUACGUAGUGUAUAGUCUGGAACCCGUUUGUGUGAUAUUUUUACAAAGAAGAAAAUGAUAUUAUGUUGGAACAAAACAUAUGAAAGAUGCAAACAACUGGUUUGUGCAUGCCUGUGUAAAAAAGAAAAUAAUUGUUAUUAGAUGCCAUUUCGUUGCUCAAUAAAAACUUGCCAUUACUUACCACUAAA
Culex pipiens pallens (northern house mosquito) is the source of this 2767-nucleotide messenger RNA. Its product is annotated as sodium/potassium/calcium exchanger 3-like. Gene Ontology annotation, cellular component: membrane. Gene Ontology annotation, biological process: calcium ion transmembrane transport; intracellular calcium ion homeostasis. NCBI's taxonomy places the organism in Eukaryota, Metazoa, Arthropoda, Insecta, Diptera, Culicidae. Gene Ontology annotation, molecular function: calcium, potassium:sodium antiporter activity; calcium channel activity. The record is from RefSeq and is a predicted model, not a curated record. Bases 587 to 2410 code for a protein of 607 amino acids. The transcript has 7 exons.